UUCACUUGAGUCGAGACAGUAACGACAUUUAGAAUUUGCAUUACUCAUCUUGUCACUUUCUCCCAGGAAAAAAAAAUACAAAUUUAGACCAACUAUAUUAGGAGACGACUUCAAAGUCUUCUAAUGAGUUAGUAACUGGGGUCAUCUUUUAAUCGCCGGCUUUCAAGACAUGUACAAUUUCAUAUGAAAACUCUGUGUGUGGUGGAUUGCAUCCAAGACAGUUUUAAGACAGAAGAUAAGAACGGCCUUUGCUUAUUUAUAGGAGACCACCACUCCUCUCGAUAACCAUGACUCGAGACAUUAACGACUUUUAAAACUAAGGGACGAACCUUAAGCAAAAGCUCUUGCAUUACUCAAAUUCUUCUGCCACUUGGUUUGCGAUGGACAGUUCUGGAGCAGAUCUAGAUAGAAUUGAGGCACAAAGGUCAAUGUUAGUUUCUCAUGAUCAACGGAAAGAUUUCUCUCACAGCGGAGGAGUUGGCACCACGUCACCUACGGGCGACACCGAACCUGUGCCAAAGUUCCGUACUAACCUUAAAUUGUCGGAUCUUUUCGCUCUCCCUGGUGAAGAUGUCGAGAUGACUCCGGAGAUUUUUGGUGGAAUGAGUAAUGGGGAAAAAGAAUGUCUGGAGAAGUUGAGAAGCAAUGGAACGCCAAUGGAACGUGUCAAGAGCAAUACAGGAGAUUCAAUUCUUCAUAUUGCUGCUAAAUGGGGUCAUCUGGAACUAGUGAAGGAGAUUAUCUUUGAAUGUCCAUGCCUUCUAUUCGAGCAAAACUCAAGCCGUCAGACACCGCUACAUGUGGCUACUCAUGGCGGUCAUACCAAAGUUGUUGAGGCUCUUGUUGCAUCGGUAACAUCUGCUUUAGCUAGUCUGAGUACUGAAGAGAGUGAGGGACUGAAUCCACAUGUUCUUAAGGACGAAGAUGGAAAUACUGCUCUGUACUACGCCAUUGAAGGACGCUAUUUGGAGAUGGCUACCUGUCUGGUGAACGCGGACAAGGAUGCUCCUUUUCUUGGAAAUAACAAGGGAAUAUCUUCCUUGUACGAAGCCGUAGACGCUGGAAAUAAAUUUGAAGACCUUGUGAAAGCAAUUUUGAAAACCACAGACGACAACGUGGACCGUGAAGUGAGGAAGUUUAACUUAGAUUCGAAAUUACAAGGGAACAAACAUCUUGCACAUGUUGCUUUGAAGGCCAAAAGUAUAGGUGUCCUUGAUGUUAUUCUUGAUGAAUAUCCAAGUCUUAUGGACGAGCAAGAUGAAGAUGGUAGGACUUGUCUUUCAUACGGAGCAUCCAUUGGGUAUUAUAAAGGACUAUGCAACAUCUUAAACCGAUCAACAAAGGGUGUUUAUGUCUGCGACCAAGAUGGUUCUUUUCCAAUUCAUUCGGCUGCAAAAAACGAACAUUACGAAAUUAUUAAAGAGUUUAUAAAACGUUGUCCAGCUUCAAAAUACCUUCUUAACAGACUUGGUCAGAACAUUCUCCACGUGGCGGCAAAAAAUGAGGCCUCUCUUACUGCAUAUAUGUUGAUGCAUGAUAAAGAUACGAAACAUCUGGGUGUUGGGCAAGAUGUGGACGGGAAUACACCUUUGCACCUUGCCGUCAUGAACUGGGACUUUGACUCCAUUACUUGUCUUGCUAGCCGUAACCACGAGAUACUGAAAUUACGAAACAAAAGCGGCUUAAGAGCUAGGGAUAUUGCCGAGUCAGAGGUGAAACCCAACUACAUCUUUCAUGAGAGGUGGACACUGGCGCUCUUAUUAUACGCUAUUCACUCAAGUGGUUUCGAAUCUGUUAAGUCAUUAACAAUACAGUCAGUGCCACUAGACCCUAAGAAAAACAGACAUUACGUCAACGCUCUUCUCGUGGUAGCGGCUCUUGUAGCCACAGUGACGUUUGCUGCAGGCUUUACAAUACCAGGUGGUUAUAUCAGCGAUAGCAAAAAACCAAACUUGGGCAGGGCAACUUUGGCCACUAACCCAACUCUCUUCAUUUUUCUGCUUUUUGACAUCUUGGCAAUGCAAAGUUCUGUUGCAACAAUAUGUACUCUUAUUUGGGCGCAGUUGGGUGAUCUAGCACUCAUCCUCAAAUCCUUACAUGUGGCCUUGCCCUUACUACUUUUUUCAUUACUAUGCAUGCCCGUAGCAUUCCUUUUUGGCGUGAUCACUGCAAUUGCCCAUGUGAAAUGGCUUUUAGUCACCAUUAGCAUUAUAUCUGGUGGAUUCUUCCUUUUCGCAAUCUUUAUCCUUGGCCCUCACGUCAUGCUACAGCGCUCACACCUUCCGCCCAGUUCUGGUAUAUUUCUCAAGACUUUUAUGCUGACUAUAGACAUAUCUGAGUUGUUUGUGAUUUUGAUCAAAGCUUGUUUUGGUUGUGUGGCGUGUUCCGAAUAAAUCAUCAAAAGUUUAUAGAUCAAAGGAUAUUUUUCUUCUCUUUUUUUUUUCUUUCAAAAAGCUACGAGAUAUGCUGGUCUCUAGCUCUGAGAAGCGGCAUCUUGAUCAUACAACUCAUUCGAAGUCCUAUCAGAAUUAUCUGUAGUUGUAAUAAAGCGUGAAAAGUAUAUCAUUCGAAGAGAUUUUCCUCUAAAAUAAUCGAGUGAUAUUUUAUUAUUCGGUUUAGUGGAUACCAGUUUACUAAUCUCUCGAAUUUAUGAACCACAUUCAAAGGAGAUGAGUUUAACAAAAAAAAAAGGUAAAUUGUUUUUUAUUCUCGUCGUGCGUUCCACAUGAGUCGUUUUCAAGAGCAAUAUAGACGAUACUUCACAAGAAUUAUUAUUUUUGUUGGGGUAUAAAAAUUUGAAGAUACGUUUGGCAACGACAAUACGACGUUAGAUUGUUCCAAGAGGUGCAAAAACUUAGGGACCCUCUUUAUUCGUUCACUGUAACCACUGACCACAACAUGACUAGGUAGACUCUUCUUUUUGUCAAUGUUGAUGUUUAUACGAUUUUGAUGAGACUGGCUCUAUCAAGAUAUGAAUCUCUGAUCAUAUCUCCACUAAUCUUUCAUCUUGUUAUUCCCUCAUUUACUUUUGAUUUCCUUCUCUCUCUCUCUUUUUUAUGUAUACAAAUUUUUCUUUAUUUCGCUUCACUAAACCCCACCAUGUAAUUGUGUGAGUUUUGGCGAAGUGGCGCAACACCGUAGAGCACACCAACACUAACCCAAUCCAUUUUAUGACCGUAAAUUUUGUUGUUGAUUAGUGUAUUUUUUUCUUGUUUAGUUAUUCUGAGA
Messenger RNA from Arabidopsis thaliana (thale cress), 3228 nucleotides. It is a transcript of the gene ACD6, whose product is annotated as ankyrin repeat family protein. Lineage: Eukaryota; Viridiplantae; Streptophyta; Magnoliopsida; Brassicales; Brassicaceae. The record is from RefSeq and is marked reviewed. Bases 381 to 2393 code for a protein of 670 amino acids. Gene Ontology annotation, cellular component: plasma membrane; endoplasmic reticulum membrane. The transcript has 5 exons.